Molecule: messenger RNA, 585 nt
Organism: Phanerochaete carnosa HHB-10118-sp
Lineage: Eukaryota; Fungi; Basidiomycota; Agaricomycetes; Polyporales; Phanerochaetaceae
Exons: 3
Coding region: 1-585 (194 amino acids)
Source: RefSeq, a predicted model, not a curated record
AUGGCUCUGAGAGUGAACAACCAUCCAUCGUCUGGCCCAACCAUUGACCAGCAUGUCCACUCGGAGGCCGCGUUAGCCUACGCAGCCCAGCUGCCAAACCACGAUCACGGAGAACCUCUGUGGCAGCCGGAGCCCUCAAAGUAUGGCGAGGUCCUCAUCGGUGGCGUUGGGUUCGUCGAGGACGGAUGCUUCUAUCGGCUCUUCAACUGCACACUCGCAGCGGACGACCCUGUAAACGCCAAUCGUGUCCCGCAUGGAUAUAUUCCUCUUGAGUACGACAAAUGGGCUCUUCUGCAAACCAGGGAGAACUAUCUGCCUCCGAAGCCGAUCUACAGCAAAUCUAUUUCCCAGUUCAAAGCUGAAGCAGGGGCAACAGCCAAGGGGGUUUCGCUGUCGUACAAGUUCGAAUGCAAAAGCCAGGAGGGAGCGAUCCUCGUUCCCGGUUCGGACGUCACCUUAUCUCACGUGCAAGCGAAUCUACGAUUUCACGAAUACGUCCGAAUGAACCACGCAUCGUGGCACGCGUUCGCGGUUGAUCAAGGUCGCAUGAUCGCCCCGGAAGAUGUUGUCCUGGUCAUCGGCUGA